AUGGGUGCUAAUGAUAGCCCAAUAACAACUCGUUCAAUUAUAACUGAUUAUUUCGAUUGGCGUCUAAAUAAUAGAACAAUAACGAAUAACCGUUUAUUUCUAAUUGUACGCAAGAUCGCUAGUGAUCGUGAAGCAGAAUAUCGUGAUCAACAACCAACAUUUAAUUUCCGUUUUGAACAAUCACCAGUUGACUUACAAACGCUAAAUAAUAUUCAAACUAUUCAUCGAGAAAUUGCAAGAGAAAUGUUUGCUGAUGGUGUAGUAACAUGGAAACGUAUCAUAACAUUUAUAUCAUUCUCAGCUGCGUUAGCUGAACAUAUUAUACAACAGCAAACAAAUACUUUACCACGGACUUUAAUUAUUUCAUCUGUGAUCGAUUGGACAACGAACUUUAUUGAUACCGACUUUCAAGAAUGGCUUCAAAGUCAAAACUAUUGGACCGGCUGCUUGAAGGUUUAUGAGAAUAUACUGCAACGACGAAAUUCAAUUGGUCGUUAUGCUGGUAUACUUGGAACUAUCGGUAUGCUCACACUCGGCGCUUUGUACAUGCGACGGAGUUGA
Molecule: messenger RNA, 561 nt
Organism: Rotaria socialis
Lineage: Eukaryota; Metazoa; Rotifera; Eurotatoria; Philodinida; Philodinidae
Source: the annotation of a GenBank genome assembly